GUAAAUAGAAGCAGGAGCGCAAAAUGGCGGAGCCGCCGAGCUCCGGUCGUGGCGCGGCGUCGCCGGAGCGAGAGUCGUUCUGCGUCAGGCCGGGCCCGGACGCGAAGGCCUCCCGCGGGUCGCAGCCAGCCUCCAAGAAGCUGAAGGGAGCCGACGAGAGGGGCCCGAAGGGCACCAAGCGCGUCAACGGCGAAGGGGGCGGCGGCGGGAGCGGGAGCGGCAAGCAGCAGCAGCAGCAGCCGCUGCAGCAGCCGCUGCCCGCGGCGGUGCCGAGCUACAGCAACCCCGCGGCGUGGGGCUUCGCCGCGCUGCCGCCAGGGCCCUCUGUCAGCGCGGCCGGCUUCGCCUUCCCCUCGCCGCUGCCCCGGAAGCUGCUGCCGCCCGCCCUGCUGCUGCCGUCCGCCGCCUCUCCCUCCCCGUCCUGCCCGCAGCACCGCCACCAUCGGCACCGCCCGGCUCCGGCCGGAGAGGCCGCCAAGCCCAAGAGGCCGAAGGAGAAGCGAGACAAGGAGAGGAGGAAGCACGGAGCGCUGCCCGCGCUCGGAGAUGGCGGCGGGGCCCUGAGCGCGGCGGGCCGGGAAGAGAACGGCGAGGUGAAGCUGCUGCUGCAGAAAGCUCAAAUCAAAGAGAAGAUGAAAGAAAGGGAAAAGAAGCAAAAAGAGAAGAAGAAGCACAAAAUAAUGAAUGAAAUAAAGAAAGAAAAUGGAGAAAUCAAGUUACUGCAGAAAGCUGGGAAGGAGAAACCAAAAAUGAACGCAGAAGAGCUACAGAUAAAAAAGGUUAAGAAGAAAAAGAAAAAGAAACAUAAAGAGAAUGAGAAGAGGAAGCGUCCAAAAAUGUACAGCAAAUCCAUUCAGACUAUCUGCUCAGGACUGGUUUCUGAUGUUGAGGAUCAGGAAGCCAAAGGCAUCAUAGAUGAUCAUCUUAAGGAUUUCAAUGGGAAAAAUAUGGAUCCCAAGAAGGACUGUGAGUCCAAGAUACCAGAGAACAGUGAGUUUCCAUUUGUCUCGUUAAAGGAGCCACGGGUUCAAAAUAAACUCAAAAGGUUGGACACAUUGGAGUUCAAACAGCUGAUUCAUAUUGAGCACCAGCCUAACGGAGGUGCAUCAGUUAUCCAUGCCUACAGUAAUGAACUCUCCCACUUAUCUCCUGUGGAGAUGGAGAGAUUUGCAGAAGAGUUUGUGGGUCUGGUUUUUAGUGAAAAUGAAAACUGUGCAGCUUACUAUGUAAUGGGUAUUGUUCAUGGGGCAGCUACAUAUUUACCUGACUUUUUAGACUACUUUUCAUUUAAUUUUCCCAAUUCACCAGUGAAAAUGGAGAUUUUGGGAAAGAAAGAUAUAGAGACAACGACUAUGUCAAAUUUUCAUGCUCAGGUAAAAAGAACAUACUCUCAUGGUACGUAUAGAGCUGGCCCAAUGAGACAGAUCAGCCUGGUUGGAGCAGUUGAUGAGGAAGUGGGGGAUUACUUUCCUGAAUUCCUUGAUAUGUUGGAAGAAUCACCCUUCUUAAAAUGUACGCUGCCAUGGGGAACACUUUCUAGUUUAAAAUUAGAGAGUCGUAAAGACAGCGAUGAUGGUCCCAUUAUGUGGGUACGUCCAGGAGAGCAGAUGAUCCCUGUGGCUGACAUGCCAAAGUCACCUUUCAAAAGGAAGAGAACUACCAAUGAAAUAAAAAACUUGCAGUACCUACCUCGAACCAGUGAACCACGUGAAAUGCUAUUUGAAGACCGGACACGAGCCCAUGCAGAUCACAUAGGACAAGGUUUUGAACGACAGACUACAGCUGCUGUGGGAGUGUUGAAGGCUGUGCACUGUGGAGAGUGGUCUGAGCAGCCUCGUAUAACCAAAGAUGUAAUUUGUUUUCAUGCUGAGGAUUUCUUAGAGGUAGUUCAGCGCAUGCAGUUGGACUUGCAUGAGCCUCCACUCUCACAGUGUGUCCAGUGGGUUGACGAUGCAAAACUGAAUCAGCUGCGAAGGGAAGGCAUUCGAUAUGCCAGAAUUCAGUUAUUUGAUAAUGACAUCUAUUUUAUCCCGAGGAAUGUUGUGCACCAGUUCAAAACAGUUUCAGCGGUGUGCAGCUUGGCGUGGCACAUCCGGCUCAAGCUGUAUCAUUCCGAAGAAGAAGCUUCUCAAAACGCAAGCACUCUCGAAGCAGGGACCUCUGCAGACCCCAAGUCUUCGGUUAUGGGACUUCAGACUGACAGCAGGAUUUGUACAAUAAGCAGAAAUACCUCCGAAGACGCCAAACUUUCAGACGUUCUGCAGCAGGAAUUUGUGCCGAUAAAACACGAACCUAUUGCAUCUCACCGAAUUAAAGAAGAACCCAUGAAUGUUGAUCUUGCUGAAAAGACUGUGGCGCCCCAUGACAGCAGGGGCCAGAAUGUUCAGACUAGAUUGGAUCAGGUUGAGUUGACGGCGUUUAAGUUGGAAAUGGGUUCCAAAUUUGAACCUGGCAGCAAGGACUUACAAGGCAAGUUGUGCCCCGGCAGUCACGUACAUCCGGAUGAUACGAGACAACAUAGUUCAUAUCCAAAACUGCAUGGACAAAGAGAGGAUGAUUUUUUGUGCUAAAUUUGUAUAUAUUGUUUUAAAUUCCUUUUUAAACUUAAUGAUGUAAUAAUGUAAAGAUUCAUAAGUUCUGUGAGGCAAGUUUGUGACUUGCCUUCGCAUCUGUUACAGAAGAUAGUUAUGUAGCUUUGUAACAUUCCUCAGUGCCUGUCCAUAACUGUGAAGUAUCAAAGCACUUAGGGCCAGAUGCACUGUAAACACUGCAGGUUUAACAUAAAGAAGUCUUUAAAUAAUUUUGAGUUGUAGGUUUUAGAGUAGAGCUGACAUUUAACAUAUAUAUUUUUUGUAAGAUGAGCCAGAAUUCUUUUUGACAAUUCCAGGCUUUUCCAUAGAGCUUAUUUAUACCAAUUUUUUCAUUUUAAAUGUGUCAGCACUGUAGUGUAAAUAUCUUUUUUAAAAAUCUUUUUAGUGUGAUUUAUACUGAAACGUGAGCCACUUAAUAAAGGUUCAUAAUAACAGAUUGGUUUUAUUUUUGGGUCUGCAAAAAAUAAUUCAGUUAAACUGCCUCUGUCAAUGGUUCUGUUUCUACCUGCACUAAGGCAUAGGAUGCUCUCACUCCGUUGCGGAGCGAGGAGCUGCAGCAAACUGAGGUAGAGCGGAGGCAUUCUUUGUCAGCCAAGACUAAGUCAGAAUGCAAAAUCAGCCCUCCCUGCACAGCUGCUCAUUAAAGGCGCUCUCCGAAUCCUGUCAUCACUUGUUGAUGUGGAACAGAGACAAACGUUACCCGCAGCCUUUCUGUGUCAGGAGGUUGGACACCAGUGGGCUCCAGGAGUGCUGCCGGCGUCUGUGUAGCUGGGCUGGGCAGGGUGGCAAACUCCUUUUGUGCUCAUCUUCUACCCCUGCGCAGCCACAAUUCAUAUAUUGCUUUCCACGUUUUAAAAACAAAGCUCAUAUCAGUUAUCUGACUAAAUUAGAACAAAGAAUGUUUUUAAAUGGUUACUCAAACUGAAGCCAAUAUAGCUUGAGCGGCGGCCUGACGCUCACUGAGGCAAAUUUGGAUUAAGAUUGCUCCACGUGCUGAUAGUGCAAGGCAGUACAGAUAGACUGGCCAGUGUGUCUGGUAGGAAGAUUCCUCGAGUCCCAGGUUAGAAGUAACAAUUUCUUCAUCAGGAAAAUGAUAGCGGUUUCCAAGUUUGACUGUUCACCUCUUUCUACUCUGUGGAACUCCGUAGUUUUCCCAACCUGUGUUCUGAGAGAAGAGGUUACAAGGCUAGCUAGCGUCUGAUGUGGUAAUGGCAAACACUGUAAUUUAACUUAUUUGUGUGUAACGUGUUGCUGUGUAGUACAAACACAUCUGAACGCUGUUUCUUUUUCAGGUAGCUACAAACAGCAGUAACCUGCCCUGCAGCCUGUCCUUCAACUAAAUAUUUAAAACUUGAGAUUCUAGGCCUGUUGUUAUUUUUGAAGCCCUAAAGUCUCCAGGUUCUGGGGGGCAAUUUUUUUCCCCAGGGCUUCUUGAAAAUUACACAUCCUUACAGGCACAAAUCAAGACCUUUGAUAUGCUUAGUGAUCCACUUUGGCUUCAAUUGUAGCAAUAGAACAAUGUGUUGUUUUCUUUCCCAGGUGUUGUCUAGUUCAACUACCCGAGGGCCUUUUGGUGCAAAUAUUUCUUGCUCCUAGGUUGUUAAAAUUGUUACUUUGUACUUAUGCCUGGCACUGAAAUCAGCCAUUUACCUGUCGUGUGCCCUAAUGUGUUUAAAUCUACAAUAGGUCUGUUGAGGAAUUAUUAAUUAAAUCAGCAUUUGAAUUGCUAAAUGUUACUCUUACGUAGCCAUAAUUAUGUAUUAGAGAAGCAAUAGAAUCAUGAAUCUCUUGGAUGUGGCGAAAUCUAAUUGCUGUUUUCAUGACUUCUGGUUAAGAGAUGACUACCAGUUUUGCAGCCUCAGGGAUCUCGCUUCCCCCCACUCCAUAAGCAAAUGGCUCACGUGUGCCGCGGUAAGUUACCACUCCAGCAUACUCGGAUUUGAGGUGUUGAUUGGUUCAUGUAAGGAUUUGAGCCUUUGCGAUAGAAACGUGCUCUCAGCUCCCAUUGGACAAUCUGGAAUUUUCCACCCAUAAUCUCCUGGCCUUGCAAACACGCCGUUCUGUAGCCUUCCAUUCCUUUUCUUUGUGCCAGCCAUCAGACAGCAGGGAGGAGCUGCAGGUCGUAGCUUCUACCCAGCACGCAGCUUUUCAAAUCCAUUAGUAGACAGCUCCAGCUUUAUGAGAACCAGCCAGCCUUGACAGAUGCAGCUUUUUUUAAUUUUUUUCCCCUUUGAAUCUCAUUUGUGUUCUGUUGAUCCGUAUGCUGAGCAUUCAAUUUUUUUCCUGUUGGAUUUCAGUGAAAUUUAUACAUCCCUUCCCCCUUUCCCUCUUCCCCCCCCCCCCCCGAUGGCAGACUUUUCUGUACUGUGGGUCCUCUCCAGACUGAAGAAAUCAAUAUUUGAAAAUAGUGUAGCAGAUACGACUUUAUGCUUACAGUAGAACAUUUUUCCAUUUGAAAACCUGCUCAGUGGUCCUGGCUGGUGUGCUCUCAAACUUCUGCUCAGGUAUGUCUUCAUUCUGACAUUUUGCUUCUUCACUGCCCACGUUUUAAAUCCAUUUUUUUGUCAUUUUCAGAAUUUUGAGAGAGAAGUAGCAGCAGUUCUUACGAUUUUUAUGCACUGUUUGUUUUUGAGACAAAUUAGAUUGUGACUGUUAGGCAGAGCUUGAAGAGAGGACAUGAACAGGACACAACCAAUGGCUGUCAGAAGUGCCAUUGUACACAAAUGUGCACAGGGUUUGCAUUGACCAGCUGCAGUGGGAUACACUUGGCUAGCUUUGAAAACCAAACUUUGUCCUCUACCUGUGGUGUAUUCAUCUUGAUAUGGUUGCUUUUCAAGGAGGACGAUUUCUGAGAAUUUCAGCUCCCAAGUUGUUCAUUAGUCUGAUAAAAAUCUUGGUGUCAAGUGGUCCUAUGCGAUAUCCUCUGCUCCUGUUGCAUACAUCAGCUUCACAUCCAGACUUUUGCUCCAGCAAUAAAUCUUUCCUGCGCUGCGAUGGACUGACACCAGUCUUUGCUUGUUGCUUUUUUCUUCCCCCUGGAUUUCAGUUUUUUAUGACUCUGUUACUUUGGCUGAAAUCUCUGGUGUUCUCUUUUGGCCCAUGUUCUUCUGCAGAUGGAAAAAAUCCACGUGAGGCACAGUGCCUGUACUGCAGUGGUGGUCACAUCCGUGUGUUUGCCGUGCUGUCCCAGCUAGUGACACAUGUGCAGAACCUUAGAGAUGUUUCCAUAGAUCCUGUACUGUUUUUGUGAGUAGCAAAGAGCUGCGUUGUUACUGACCUUACCAAUAGCUCUCAAGAUGGUAGUUACUGUUUUUGUUACGAUUACUGGAGCUUUUGCAUCUCACUGGCAGCUGGCUUCAUGUGUUACGUACAGGUGUUGCUGGUGUUGUGUCACCCCCAGCCCUCUGAUGCCUGCAAAUUGACUCCAAAACAGCCUUUUCAUUACAGGUACUGCUGGCAUGCAGAUUUCCCCUUCCUUGUUACUAUAGUGAAUAUUUCAAUACUUUAAUGGAAAUAUUAAUUCUAUCUAGUAUUAGAAAUAAAGUAUUAUUUCAGAGGGUGAUGAUUUAAGUAUUCAUCUGUGAAGGAAUUCCUUGGUGAUGAAUAAAAUUGAUUUUUAAGUAAAAAUGCACGUGCGCAGUAAAUAUAUUGGCAUUGCAAAUAACGUAGGGAAUGGACACGUGAAAUGGUUGACUGCUGUGGAAACAGAUUGGCAGAAUGUUACGAACUUGGAACAUUGAAGAAGUCUUCCAGGAAACAUAAGGAAAAUAUUCUUUGUUUAAAAAUGACCAUUUUCUAAUAUGUGCAUGUGAAUCAGAAUGCUGAAUUGAUGAAAAAAAACCCAUGUUUUCUUUAUGCUCACAGGAAAAAGACCCAUUGUGAGAGGGGUUACCAACUGACCCUACUGAUGAAAGCUGUACUAAUUCUGAUCAAAUGGUAUCAGACAUCUUUGCAGGCUUCUCAGCUGUAAUUGCAUUCAUUUUUGUGACGGUCAGACGAAGCUGAGUUCACUUAGGCAGCCAGCGCCUUUGACCUGACUGUGAAUGUGUACGAGUCAGAAAUGGGAAGGAUGACUUCUGACUGCUGUGUGAGAUGCUGUUAAAAAUGCUUUCCUGGGUUGUGAGUCCCUGCUACUACUUGUUUGGUACCUUACUGGGUGGAUGAAACGCACUUUAAAAACUGUGUAAUAGGUAAUGCUGAUGUUCUGUGCCGUCCUGCUGAGUUUCCUGCACACGUGAACACCUGGAAACCUUUUACUCCCAUUGGUCACUCAUUUCAUUUUCCUUAAAAAAUAGAAACAAUUCUGCUGUGUGUGCAGCUUCUCACCCAGAAGCAGUGAUUAACUUCGUGGUAUCUAGGUUGCUAGUUCUGUUAGAGUCAUCGGAUGUGGACUUUCCCAAUCUCCUGUAUCAGAUUCGGGCCGCUGUGUUCCUUUGUACUGUGAUGCUGUUAUUGCUUCUGCUUUAGAGCUGUUCUGUACUGAAGUGCCAGGGAACCACUGGCUGCCUUGUGUUCUGGCCACACUGAUAGACAGCUUUCUGAUGAGGUCAUUAGUCCUAAAUAGUCCUUCAACAUUUGGUGUAUGGAUGUGAUAUUCUGAUGCGGUGAUUAAAGGAGAAGAUUAAAGUUCUA
Lagopus leucura (white-tailed ptarmigan) is the source of this 7223-nucleotide messenger RNA. RefSeq names its product round spermatid basic protein 1 like (gene RSBN1L). Gene Ontology annotation, cellular component: nucleus. The transcript is spliced from 8 exons. NCBI's taxonomy places the organism in Eukaryota, Metazoa, Chordata, Aves, Galliformes, Phasianidae. The record is from RefSeq and is a predicted model, not a curated record. Bases 24 to 2570 code for a protein of 848 amino acids.